Seminavis robusta is the source of this 549-nucleotide messenger RNA. The record is from the annotation of a GenBank genome assembly. Lineage: Eukaryota; Bacillariophyta; Bacillariophyceae; Naviculales; Naviculaceae.
AUGUCAGCCUCCGAUACCAAAGAGCGCAUUGCCUGGAUCGUUCGCCCUGCCAAAAUUGAAGAUGAAUCUGCUGUGAAUGAUCUGCUCAUGAACUCGUAUGGAAGCUUGUUGGCUGACAAGUACGAGGCUGAAUUCCUGAAGAAGUCACUUCCCCUGAUUACGAAAGGACGGGAGGAACUUUUGACCUGUGGUACCUGGUACGUGGUAGAGGAUCCAAGAGACGGAUCCUUGACCGGCUGUGGAGGUUGGACUUUUCGCCAACCAGCCAAUACGGAGGGAGGUCUCAAAGUGCCCCACCUAAGACAUUUCGCCACUCGUUCAGACGUCACACGAAAGGGAAUUGGAAGAGCCAUUUGGAAUCGGUCUUGGCAAGAUAUCACCAAGAUGUCUCCAAAGGGGGACAAAACGUCAUUGGAAGUCUUUAGCACGCUGACUGCCGAGCCCUUCUAUGCUUCGGUGGGAUUUCAAAAAGUAAAAGAAUUGACAUUGCCAAUAGCCGAAGGGUGUGACUUUCCAUGCAUUUUGAUGCGCCGGGAAGCGUUGUCCUAA